GUUUUUAUUCUAUUUCCCUGCUUUGUAUGCACUAGUGGGUUAAUAGCUACGUCACCAAUCGGACCAAGUCAAGAAGUACAUAGCGCACAGUACAACAGUAUUCCGCGACGUUGGGACCCUUAUCUGUACACGUGCGAGUGCACAGGUACUGGAUACCAUUUUAUUGCUCCAGAACUCCGAGUCUGACAAGUUCACAGAGUGCUAUCAAGGAUAUCUCCCUUGUCCCAUCCAGCAUGACGCCCCACGCUGAUGUCUCCGUGGUGGCCAACGGGCACGCUCCCGCCGUUCAGGAGCCCUUCGCGAUGUCCACCGGCUUCAAUGCAGAGUCCCUAGAAGACAGCUCUCUGCCGCACCUCGAAAAUCGUUCACACCUACGUUACACUCCCGAGAAUGAGCUUCACGAUGUCAUCUGCGUCGGCUUCGGACCCGCAUCUUUGGCGAUCGCAGUGGCGCUUCACGACGCCUUAGACGGGACGGACCCGUCACUCGAAAUCCCAGAACUGCAAGAGCGAGCACCGAAGGCGGCGUUUCUGGAAAGACAGCACAAGUUUGCGUGGCAUUCGGGCAUGCUUCUUCCAGGGGCGAAGAUGCAGAUUACCUUCAUGAAGGACAUGGCCACGUUGAGGAACCCACGCAGCGAAUUCACUUUCAUCAAUUAUCUUUUCCAAAAGGGAAGACUGGUAGAGUUCACCAAUUUGAAUACUUUCCUGCCUCAGAGAGUCGAGUAUGAGGACUAUAUGCGCUGGUGCGCUGGAUGGUUCGACGAAGUCGUCCAAUACAACCAAGAAGUCGUCAAAAUCACCCCCGAGAAGUCCGUCUCCGGCAGCGGGCAGAUAACCAGCUUCCUCGUCCAAUCUCGCAACGUCCAGACGGGAGAAAUCCAGUCUAGACGGACGCGACACGUCGUCAUAGCCGCGGGCGGACGCGCCCACAUACCCAAGCCAUUUCCCACCAACCAUCCCCGGGUGCUACAUUCGUCGCAGUUCUGCCACACGUAUUCGAAGAUUUUGAGGGAUGCGAGUUAUCCGUAUAAGGUGGCUGUUGUGGGCAAUGGUCAGAGUGCGGCGGAGAUUUUUGACUUCUUGCAUACGAAUUAUCCGAAUGCGAGGACGCGGUUAUUGAUUAAAGGGGGAGCGUUGAGGCCGAGCGACGAUUCACCUUUCGUAAAUGAGAUCUUUAACCCUUCCAGAGUAGACAGCACCUUCUGGCGAGCACCUGAGUUGCGAGCCGCCACUCUCAAGGAAGACAAGGGCACAAACUACGGCGUUGUGCGUAUAAACCUGCUGGAGCACAUAUACGAGACCCUCUAUACCCAACGCAUUCGCUAUGGAAACACUCCACAAGCAGAAGAGAACUGGCCUCACCGUAUCCUUCCCUAUCGCAAGGUCGUCGACGUAACAAACUCGCCUGUCAUCAAAGACGGCAUCCGACUUCACGUACGGGAUCAGAGCCCUCUUUACCUGUCCGAUGUGCCAAAUGCCACGGAGCAGGAGGAGGUCAUCGACGUCGACGCCGUGUUCGUGGCUACUGGCUACCAGCGCGAUUUCCACGAAACGCUACUCCGCGAUGCGCGGCACCUGAUGCCAGGUGGCGACCUGAGAGACGCAAAAUGGCAGGUCCGGAGAGACUACAAGGUGCUCUUUGAGGACAAGAAGGUUAGCGACGAUGCGGGUGUAUGGUUACAAGGUUGUUGCGAGAGUUCCCAUGGUGUAAGUUUUGCCCGUUCGAUGGUUUGGGUAUUUGUACAUCAGUUUGCUGACAUGCCACUGUAGUUGAGCGAUACCCUUCUUUCUGUACUGGCAACAAGAGGUGGGCAGGUGGUCAGGUCCAUCUUCGACAAGGGAGCGAAGUGGGAUGCUUCUGAGCGGCUGCGGUUCGAGGACCUGAGAAAUUAGAGCGUGGAGACUGUCUAGAGCAGACGCGUUGAUCUGAAGUGUGGCGGUGGUGGCUGUGCGACCCUUGGGAACACACAUGUUGGACAACAGAAU
Molecule: messenger RNA, 1988 nt
Organism: Westerdykella ornata
Lineage: Eukaryota; Fungi; Ascomycota; Dothideomycetes; Pleosporales; Sporormiaceae
Product: FAD/NAD(P)-binding domain-containing protein
Exons: 3
Coding region: 234-1772 (512 amino acids)
Biological process (GO): intracellular iron ion homeostasis
Source: RefSeq, a predicted model, not a curated record